Anguilla anguilla (European eel) is the source of this 3052-nucleotide messenger RNA. Its product is annotated as transmembrane protein 87A-like. The transcript is spliced from 20 exons. Gene Ontology annotation, cellular component: Golgi apparatus; Golgi cisterna membrane. Gene Ontology annotation, biological process: retrograde transport, endosome to Golgi. Lineage: Eukaryota; Metazoa; Chordata; Actinopteri; Anguilliformes; Anguillidae. The record is from RefSeq and is a predicted model, not a curated record. Bases 81 to 1763 code for a protein of 560 amino acids.
AAAAAAAUAUUCGCCACCCGGAACUGUCUGUGUCUGAUGGUCUGCUUGAAGAUAUGUGAGGUGUGUGUUUGAGCGUGAAAAUGCCUGGUCAUAGCAUGGACUUAAUUCAUUCGUUAUGUUUUAUUUUGGCUUUGCGUUUCUGUAUCGGGGCUGAGGUGUCCCUCUGGAAUGUCGAAAUUCCGAUGGAAUCGCGUCAGGAUCCUGUCUUCCGUAAAACCUUGUUUGCCAACACCACCAUCUACAUGAAAUUUCAAGGCAAUACUGACGCAUGUGACAAAAAUCUUGCCUUCAACGUUAGCUGGUACCUUCGGUCCUCUGUUUGCUACAAUGAGGUCUUUAACACUGCAGACAACAACGCUUUGGCCAUGUUUGGACUGGACCGCAUGGGGAAGGAGAACUGGAGUGGCUACUACAGCCAGGGCUACAUUUUCUUCGACAACUGCAGUGCCCUUUUCACUCCCAGGGUGUACUACUCCGAGUUCAUUCCAUACCAGCCCCUCUCCAGCCCUCAGAAUGACGAGAGCACGCCAGCCAAUCGGAGCACACCUCAGGGAUGGCAGGAGAAACCGUCGAUAGGGGCGGUGGCCAAGGCGUGGCUCGACAGUCCCUACUUGUUCAUCGUGAAAGUGCGACCGCAGCCUCGGGACCCCCCUGGGGUGCGGCAGGAGGAGGAGGACACCAAAGAUUCGCCUGGGAAAUAUGCUUUCACCAUGAGAGUGGAGAUGAAAGGGCCUUAUGAAUAUUCCUCGCCUGCCGACUGGCCUCUCAUGAUGUUCUUCAUGGCCAUGUGCAUCGUGUACGUCCUGUUCGCGCUGCUGUGGCUGGUCUGGUCGGCCUGCUACUGGCGGGACCUGCUGAGGAUCCAGUUCUGGAUCGGCGCCGUGAUCCUGCUGGGCAUGCUGGAGAAGGCCGUGUUCUACUCUGAGUACCAGAGCAUCCGCUACCGCGGCGAAUACGUCCAGGGCGCUGUGAUUUUCGCCGAGCUGCUGUCGGACCUGAAGAGGGCCCUGGCCCGAGUCCUGGUGCUCAUCGUUAGCCUGGGCUACGGCAUCGUCAAGCCGAGGCUGGGCACGACGGUGCACCGGCUGGUGGCUGUGGGGCUGCUGUACCUGCUCUUUUCCUCUGUGGAGGGAGUGCUGAGGGUCACCGGGAGCUACUACGGCACAGUAGCCCUAGUGGCCAACCUCAGCCUGUCCCUCAUCGACUCUUGUGUGAUGUGGUGGGUCUUCAUCAGCCUGUCCCAGACCACCCGUCUGCUGAAGAUACGCAGGAACGUGGUGAAGCUCUCCCUGUACCAGCACUUCACCAACACCCUCAUCUUCUCCGUCCUGGCCUCCAUUGUCUUCAUCAUCUGGACGACCAAAGUCUUCAAGCUGGUCGACUGUCAGACGGGCUGGAGGGACCUGUGGGUGGAUGAUGCGUUCUGGCGGCUGCUCUUCUCCACCAUCCUCCUGGUGAUCAUGGUGCUGCUACGGCCCUCUGCCAACAGCCAGAGGUUCUCCCACUCUCCACUUAUCGAUGAUGAUGAGGAUGACGAUGAAGCCAAGGAGCCCAUGCUGAAUGAGGCUUUUGAGGGGAUGAAGAUGAGGGGGACGAAGCCGGAGACAAACGGAGCCCAGAAAUUGCUGAGCAAAGAGGAUGAGGAUCUGAAAUGGGUGGAGGAGAACAUCCCCACAACUGUGGCCGACGUAGCACUCCCUGUGAUGCUGGAUGAAGAGGAGGAAAUUCUGAAAGCCAAGAUGGAAAGAUCGAAGAUGGAGUAAUAAAGGAGGGCAAGGUCAGGAAGACGGAGGAGGGAAGUGUACGCAGAAGAGCCGUCGGGCGCUCCACUUCUGUAUUUGGACUCACAUGACUCAACACUGGAUUUAUUUUUCACAUCAGCACACGCGCACCAACACACACACACACACACACACAGCUUUAAGUUUAUUUUUUCAUUUGAGAGAGCCACUGUCUGUGGGUGUGCAGAGAAAGUGGGGGGGGGGGGGGGAGAGUUGGGCAUGAUGUCAUUCUGUGGUACAGUACGUGCUGAGUCAGUCUGUGGUUUCUGAUGUGAGCCUGGAGCAACACUGAUGCCGAAACAAAACCGCUUUACGCAGCAGGACACCAGUUUUGUAUGCUGCAGAAGAGAAACUGCCAUGAAGCUUGCAAAUGAAGGAAAAAGAAAAUGCCUAAUAAUAGUCUAUUUAUGUUGAGUAACAGUGUUUGUUUUAAUCCUGCAGUUCAUAAAAAGAUGAGAGGCGAAAUUGUUCCAUGAAGACAAAAAUAUUUUUCCAAUCCCCUUAACUUCCUCCUUUGUGGUUUGCGUCUCAGUUUUGUCUACUGCUCUGGGAGUACAGUUGGAACGCACACGUAAAUGUUUGUCUUGAAGGGCCUAACAGACCGGUUCUGAGUGGCCAACCGGAAGAUGGAAUGAGGCUCGCGCACUAAGUUCUGAGUAGCUUGGUAACUGGUCUGUGUCUUAUCGCUCCUAAAAGUAAACCGGGCGGUGUACUACAAGGAAUUCUCCCCUUUCAUCCUUUUUACUCUUGCAGAGAUGCUCCCUAUUGCACGGAAAUUAUGAAGGCCGUUGCCAUAUUAAGUCAUAAUUGUAAUUGCUACUCCCUUCCUAUAAAUUUGAGUGUGGGGGAUGAGUUAUGCAACUAGCUUUAUUUACUAAAAUUUUUUUGUGAGUACAUACUGCUAACGGGAUUCUUGUGGAUUGUGUUAUUUUCUCCCAUUGAUUAAAUGUAUUGCAUUUAUCGCUUUUUUUGCACCCCCCCCCCCCCCCCCAAAAAAAAAAAGCAUUAAAAUAUUUUAAAGGUCCAAAAACUUUUAAGCCGUGCGAUCUACUGCAACCUGGGCUAUUUUGGCCUUUUAAUUUAUUUACCACAUCCUUGGGUUCUAUGUUGUGAACGCAAGUAAUGUAAGGGUUAGGUUUUCGUUGACUUGGAAAGAAUAUAACGGAUUUUAAAAAAAUGUGACGUAAAAAUUGGUUUGCCUGCCAUUUUGUACUGUAUGUUCUUUUCGUUUCAGGGUUAAUCUUUAUAUUAAACGCUAUUUUUGUCAGUUA